Knipowitschia caucasica is the source of this 369-nucleotide messenger RNA. Lineage: Eukaryota; Metazoa; Chordata; Actinopteri; Gobiiformes; Gobiidae. The record is from the annotation of a GenBank genome assembly.
AUGGACGGAGACUUGGUGAAGAUCGAGAGCAGAGAGGAGCAGACAUUCCUGUUCAAUAGACUGGUGUUGGAGAAUGACUGGUUCUGGAUUGGACUUACAGACGCUCACACAGAGGGGCACUGGACCUGGACAGACGGGUCUUCGCUGGACUCAAAAAAGGAGUCUGAAGAGCUGAAGGCCAGUAAAUAUCGGGACUUUCAGUAUAUAGCGACUAAAUAUUGGUAUUCAUCUGGCUCGGUCUCAGCUGUGGCUACAGCCGUGCAGACCCCGAUGACCAUCGAGGAUGUAGCGGCCGGAGAGAGAGUAGAUUGUGGUCUACAGGUGAAUAUGGGGGAUGACAAUGACAUGCUGGAGCAGGAGCAAAAUUAG